Molecule: messenger RNA, 1945 nt
Organism: Oncorhynchus keta (chum salmon)
Lineage: Eukaryota; Metazoa; Chordata; Actinopteri; Salmoniformes; Salmonidae
Gene: plekhb1
Product: pleckstrin homology domain containing B1
Exons: 6
Coding region: 159-728 (189 amino acids)
Biological process (GO): regulation of cell differentiation
Cellular component (GO): membrane
Source: RefSeq, a predicted model, not a curated record
CAGAAUAAAAAUAAAGGCACCGUAAAGGCAUCUCUCUGUCUCUCUGCAGACGACUCCUCAAACAAGAACAAACACUUGAAAAACAUAAAACAUACACCCCUGGCACAAACACGCUUUUGGGUUUCCUCUCUGGAUUAUUUGGGGUGAGGAAUUGUAACAUGGACAGAUCUCCGACCAUACACAUAGCUCUGCUGAAGGCAGGCUGGCUCUGGAGACAGACAUCCAUCUUAAAGCGGUGGAAGCUGAAUUGGUGUGACCUGUGGAUUGAUGGGAGCCUGGUCUUCUACAAGACGGACAGCAGGCGAGAAUUUGAGCACCGAGUGGGUCUCAAGACCAGCUGUGUGAGCGUCAAGUCUGGCCUGGAGAGUGCAGGUAUCUCUCCUCCAGAGAACCAGCCAAGUGAGAACAUGGUGGUGGUGCAGCUUAGAGAUGGCUCCACUGUGAUCCUGUGUGCAAACAGUGAGGACGAGGCACUAGCAUGGAAGUUGACAAUUCUAGAGGCGAGACGAAACCCAUUCCCAUAUGACCCAUACGAUGACUCGUACCAGUCCGUCCCAAUGGACGGCAACACCAUCUACCUCACCCCUGGAUCAGGUACCCACCACAUUCUGAUCCAGAGAGACCCAUACGACGGCAUAGGAGAGCAGGUGGCACUGGGGCUACUGGCGGGCAUGGCGGUGGGCGCUGCCAUGCGCUCCUUCCUCUUGAUGCCCUUGUUCUUCUGCUGAUAGAGAAGGUCUUUGAUCUGGACCAAGAUGAUUGCUUGGGCGCCCUCCCCCAGUGCGCUAGCUCCAUGAGCAGGGAGGCACGGUUGGGAAAUGCCCAGGCUGCUGUAGGCCUCAUUCCUACAAGUCUUAUUCUUGUAUUUCACACACAUUUUAUUUCCUGUUGCAGAAUAAUAGUGCACGAAUGUGUGUGUGUGUUUUAAGUUUUAAUGUCACAUGCACACGUACAGUGAAAUGCCUUUCUUGCAAGCUCUAACCACAACAAUGCAGUAAUCAAUAACGAUGUAAUACUAAAAAUAACAAGGUAGAACAAAAACACAGAAGAUAUAAAAAUAAUAAGAACACGAUAAAGUAAGCAAGCAUACUAUAUCAGGGUCAUUGUGUUUGUGUGAGCGUGCAUGCAUGUGUGAUUGAACGUGUGUGUUGACAAAUUGGUUUACAGAACAGGUUGAUGGUAACAUAAAUAUGUCCUUUAUAACAUAAGCUGUGUGAACUCAACCUAUUUAGUACAUUUACAUUACAUUUAAGUCAUUUAGCAGACGCUCUUAUCCAGAGCGACUUACAAAUUGGUGCAUUCACCUUAUGACACCCAGUAGAACAGUCACUUUACAAUAGUGCAUCUAAAUCUUAAAGGGGGGUGAGAAGGAUUACAUAUCCUAUCCUAGGUAUUCCUUAAAGAGGUGGGGUUUUCUGGUGUCUCCGGAAGGUGGUGAUUGACUCCGCUGUCCUGGCGUCGUGAGGGAGCUUGUUCCACCAUUGGGGGGCCAGAGCAGCGAACAGUUUUGACUGGGCUGAGCGGGAACUGUACUUCCUCAGUGGUAGGGAGGCGAGCAGGCCAGAGGUGGAUGAACGCAGUGCCCUUGUUUGGGUGUAGGGCCUGAUCAGAGCCUGGAGGUACUGAGGUGCCGUUCCCCUCACAGCUCCGUAGUAGAAAUGCAUAUGAAACAUAUACGGUAUGCAACAUACAGGGUGUAUGAAAAACAGCAACGUCCUGAUCCGUACAGAAUGUAUGUAAUGUAAUUCACUGAGUACAAUGCUGCUGUUGUUGUCAAAUUUAAUAAAAGUUUUCAAAGCCAUGGAUAUGAGAAUUAAUAUUCGAUGACAGAAUACUUCCAUGCUUAAUUCCUAUUUAGGACAUAAGGCUUCUGUCUGGAGAUGGUGUUCCAUGACAGACCACAGUCCUUCAUAUCCGUCUCCACUGUUCACCUACAUGUCUCUUU